Messenger RNA from Oncorhynchus tshawytscha (Chinook salmon), 1799 nucleotides. RefSeq lists its product as uncharacterized. The coding region runs from base 37 to 1023 and encodes 328 amino acids. The record is from RefSeq and is a predicted model, not a curated record. NCBI's taxonomy places the organism in Eukaryota, Metazoa, Chordata, Actinopteri, Salmoniformes, Salmonidae. The transcript has 3 exons.
CUUAUCUACUUUGAAGAGCUAGUAAAAUGAUUUAAAAUGAUACUUAGACAGGUUAGCCUAGCUAAACAGGAUGACUACAGACAGCUCUGCAGUAUAUUUAGGCAGGUUAGCCUAGCUAAACAGGAUGACUACAGACAGCUCUGCAGUAUAUUUAGGCAGGUUAGCCUAGCUAAACAGGAUGACUACAGACAGCUCUGCAGUAUAUUUAAGCAGGUUAGCCUAGCUAAACAGGAUGACUACAGACAGCUCUGCAGUAUAUUUAGGCAGGUUAGCCUAGCUAAACAGGAUGACUACAGACAGCUCUGCAGUAUAUUUAGGCAGGUUAGCCUAGCUAAACAGGAUGACUACAGACAGCUCUGCAGUAUAUUUAGGCAGGUUAGCCUAGCUAAACAGGAUGACUACAGACAGCUCUGCAGUAUAUUUAGACAGGUUAGCCUAGCUAAACAGGAUGACUACAGACAGCUCUGCAGUAUAUUUAGGCAGGUUAGCCUAGCUAAACAGGAUGACUACAGACAGCUCUGCAGUAUAUUUAGGCAGGUUAGCCUAGCUAAACAGGAUGACUACAGACAGCUCUGCAGUAUAUUUAGGCAGGUUAGCCUAGCUAAACAGGAUGACUACAGACAGCUCUGCAGUAUAUUUAGACAGGUUAGCCUAGCUAAACAGGAUGACUACAGACAGCUCUGCAGUAUAUUUAGACAGGUUAGCCUAGCUAAACAGGAUGACUACAGACAGCUCUGCAGUAUAUUUAGGCAGGUUAGCCUAGCUAAACAGGAUGACUACAGACAGCUCUGCAGUAUAUUUAGGCAGGUUAGCCUAGCUAAACAGGAUGACUACAGACAGCUCUGCAGUAUAUUUAGACAGGUUAGCCUAGCUAAACAGGAUGACUACAGACAGCUCUGCAGUAUAUUUAGGCAGGUUAGCCUAGCUAAACAGGAUGACUACAGACAGCUCUGCAGUAUAUUUAGACAGGUUAGCCUAGCUAAACAGGAUGACUACAGACAGUACAGUAGGGGGAGAACAUAAUGUUAGAUGGCCUGGCGGACUGACUGUUACUGCCUGAGAUGAGAUGAUGACUUUAAGGAAUACAAAAAUGAUAAAGUCAUCAUAUAAAAACAAAGUAAUAUACUCAACUGAAAUAUAUUAAUAUUUGAUAGUAAUUUCCUAUUUUUCUAUUCAAUUUGGCAAUUGAAUGUUCACCGUUUUUUACUUUGGAAUUUCCAUUAAAAAGCUCUACAAUCAUUUUAAUGUCAUUAUUUCACAAUGCAUUUAAAUAUUUACCAAAAAAUUGAAACCGAAAUCAAAAACCGUGAUAAUUUUAUGGGCCCCGGAACUGAACCUGAGCCUCAAAAAGCACUAAUUGCAACCAAUAGGACAUGGGAGCAUAGAUGAUAGUUUUCAGAGUAAUUUGAACCUUUUACUCAACGUUAUUAUAUGAACUUCCACACCUGCUUAGAAACAAUGAACGUGUGUAUGUACUUUCACUGUUUCCUAUUUUAUGUGAGACGUUAAACUGAUCUGCCAUUUUGGAUCUCUGCUCCACAAUAUUAGUCUCUCUUGGGCCUCCUUAAUGGUACAGCAACCCAAUGUCUCUGUGUGAAACUCCCCACAUUUUGGUUCUCUGGACCGCCAUCCAGUCUCAAAAAAAAAAAGUGCUAUCCAGAACCUAAAAGGGUUAUUCUGCUUUUCCCAAGAGGAGUACACUUUGAAGAACCCUUUUUGGUUCCAGGUAGAAGACCCCUUGUUAAUCCAAUUUCUCCGUGUGAAACUCCUCACUGAUCCACCAUUUGUUUUUCCUUCCC